Messenger RNA from Dendronephthya gigantea, 2492 nucleotides. Its product is annotated as WD repeat-containing protein 37-like. The transcript is spliced from 15 exons. The record is from RefSeq and is a predicted model, not a curated record. Bases 134 to 1681 code for a protein of 515 amino acids. Gene Ontology annotation, cellular component: preribosome, large subunit precursor. Gene Ontology annotation, molecular function: protein binding. Lineage: Eukaryota; Metazoa; Cnidaria; Anthozoa; Malacalcyonacea; Nephtheidae.
GCCUGCGAACAGGCAAUUCUUGCUUGUGCUCAGUCGGCGUUCUAAACCAACUUUAGAUAUUUAGAUCUAGUAAAAUGAGAAGAUACGUGCAUAUGUGUAAGCGAAUUUUACGGUAGUAAACCGUUAUUAAAAGAUGAGCAAAUAUCCAUCAGGUGACAGCAAAACAAAAUCGAAGAAGCCCUUUAUUGGAAGGAAUCGGUCACCCAAAUGUGUAACCGAAGAAGGUGCAGGCAGUCAAUAUGGGAGUGUGUAUAUGAAUGAUAAUUUACCUGACACUUGUCGAAAGAAAUUGAAUGAACUAUUUUCGCAAAUUGAAAAGGAAUUUGAAAAAGUUUGCCUUGAAAACCAGACGCUUCAGGAAAAAGUUGAUGUGUUGACUGAGAAACUUGAAAGUAGUGGGAAUGUGGAUAAUGCAGAGAAAUCAGGGGAGUUGUAUGGUAUUGAGGGGAUGACAGGAGCAACAAAGAGUGCCAUAAGUAAAAAAACAUCUGCUGGGAAACUGAUGUCUAGAAAACUAAAGACUACUUAUAAGGCAUCGACUAGCAAGUUUGUGUCCAGUUUCAAGACUCCUGGGCAAACCCAAAGUAUUGAAUAUCAAUAUUUCCAAACAUAUGAAGGACAUAAAGAUGGUGUUUGGGAAGUCAGCACCUCAAAACAUGUCUCAACUGUGUUAGGAACAGCUUCAGCUGAUCAUUUUGCCAGACUGUGGUGUAUUGAUUCUGGGCAUUGCCAUUUAAAAUAUGCAGGACAUCUAGGAUCAGUUAAUUCCAUCAAAUUUCAUCCAAAUGAACCAAUUGUUUGUACUGGUUCUGGCGAUGAAUCGAGUCAUAUUUGGAAGUUACCUUCUUCAAUCAUGGAUCAGUUUGCAAAAAAUAAAGGAUCGCCGAGUGGAAGCUCUCCUGAUUGGUCACAUGAUGAAAAUGACGGCACUGAUGAAGAACUUGAAGAUGGAGGUAUUGACUCAUCCGAUGGACAUCGUCCCUUCAUUCUCAAGACCCCGGGCACUAUUUUGAAAGCACACACAGGUGCGGUUAUGGCUGUGGACUGGUUGCCAAAUGGAAAGAGAGUUGUCACCGCCUCUUGGGAUCACACCGCCAAACUUUGGGACGCGGAACAGAGCACAGUCAUACAAACACUUACGGGUCAUGAUGAUGAAUUAACCCACACGUGCUCUCAUCGUAGUCAAGAUCUCAUCGUGACGGCAUCUCACGAUUCGACGUUUCGUUUAUGGGAUUUUAGAACGCCGUCAUUACAUUCGGUCAGCGUUUUUCAAGGGCAUACGAGUACUGUCACAUCAGCCGUAUUCACGGAUCAAGAUGUUGUUGUAAGUGGAAGUGAUGAUCGCACAGUCAAGGUUUGGGACUUGAAAAACAUGAGGGCACCAUUAACUACCAUUCGCUUGGAUUCCGCCGUGAACAGACUCUCGGUCUCUUCUGAUCAAAAUAUCAUCGCGAUCCCACAUGACAAUCGCCAUGUCCAUCUGCUGGAUCUCUCUGGAUUCAGACUCGUGCAUCUUCCUCGCAGGAGGAGAUAUAGUCACCAGAGAAUGGUGAGCAGCGUGGCCUGGGGCGGAGAGAUGGCUGGUAAAGGAUAUAAUCUCUUCACCGCAGGAUUUGACAGAAAGGUUUUGGGGUGGCACAUACUUCUCACAAAAGAAAAUAUUGCACAUGGUAAACAGUAGCGUGUCUAAUAGAGUAAUAAGAAUGUUCAUUUAAAGAUUCCCACUGGAAGGUAAGAAAGAACAUCGUCUAAAAGUUUGUAAAAUCUGCUGGGAAUCUGGUAAACUUUUAAAUGCAGGGCCUGGAUCUAAUUCGUUGUUCCCUCUAUGCGCGUCAUGACGUAAUAAAACUCUAAACCAAUAGGCAUGCUCUUCCUGUACGCUGGAACGAUUGGAAGGCACAGGGGGAGUACAAAAGUUCGUUAACUAAAGUCUGACGAAUACUAUAGAAACCGAUAAACAUCGGCAGUAGACAUCGCCAUUGUCUCUUUGUUAAAUUAUUUCGAUGUCUGCAUGAGGUUUUCCCACAGUCGAUUGUGCUACUCUUGAAGCUCGGCGUUAGCUGCAUUUCUAGCGUUUUCUAAAGCAGAUUAAUUAAUGAAUUGCUACAGUAUGUAAUCCUGUACAAUUAAAAGGGGCACGCUUUGCUUCCCUUUGCCUCCCUUGCCUCUGCUGGUUAAAGCUGAGAGGGGAGCUGCACCUGCUGCCUCUCAGUUCCGGCAUCCCUGUGAAAAAUUUUUGCGUCAAACCGCUGUUGAAUGCUUUUACAUUUACCUGGCCGGGUAAACUAAUUCAAUAUUUAUAUGACCAAUCAUGCAAAGCAUAUUAGAAAAAAAUUAGUUUGUGAGAAAGAUGUAUACUGAUGUGCUAUUGUAGGCCAUUAGGCGAGAUUUUGUGAUACUUAUUUUAUAAAAUGGACGGCUAAAAUUAUGUAGAAUGCAUGAGCAAUAUAAAAUAAAUUGAAUUUAAUAAAUAUAUAUUAAAAAUAGAGGAA